AUGAGUGACCAACAAGAUGCUAGUGCCGAUAAUGGUGAUGAUGUUAUUGAUGACAAAUAUUUCCCUACAUCAUAUUACUUUCCUGAUACCAGGAUCAGAACGGGAACUGCCAAUCCAAAAGGAAGCACAAGUAGCAGGUUCUAUUCUCAUGUUGGGAAAGAGAUCAAUAUUCUUGAAGCUACGGCAAUGGAUGAGGAAGAUAUUAAAUCGAAUUUCAAUGAGGCGAUAAAUUCCAUCAAUGAUGAUCCAGCAAGCGAAACUAACUCACAAUUAUCCACUUGCUUGUUUGCUUCUUUUGGCAAGAAAACAAGAGGGUACCCAUCAAGGAAUGAGAAGGAAACUACAUUUCUAUCAAGUGUUUAUGACUUUUUCAUUAAACCCUGUGAAGAUAUCUUGACGUUUAUUUUGGCAGAAGAUUUCCAAAAGAAAUUGAGAAGUUUAGGAAGUUCUGUGUCACGAAAACUGGCAAGCUUGCCAAAAAAAGCAUUACUAAAAUGUCGCUUAAAAAAUCUAUUGAAAGUGAAACUCUUCAAUUGUUUUCCAUCAAAAAUCAAUUCUAAUGAAAAUGAUGCUGCGAGAAAAAUCCAGACAGGGUUUGCUAAGAAUUCUCAAGUAUUGAAACUAAGUGCUCAAGAAAUACGAGAAGCAGGUAUCCAAGUUCCAAAUGAUCCCGAAAAAGUCUAUGUUAUCAAGGUUUUUGAUCCUAAUAUGGUCAGCAUAAAUCUCAAUAUGUACAUGCCCUAUAAAGAAGUUAAGAAAAAGAUGACAACUCAUUUCAAUAAUGAGCUACUUUCGUAUUCUGCUAUCCAAAUCCAAAAUAAACAUCACAAACCUGAUGAGCAGAUCAAUAAACCUGAUAUUUAUCAAUUUGGAUUUUUUAAAAUUUGCCUAAAAGGAAAUGAUCUUUUAAAGGAUGCAGAAAGUGAAGACUUAUAUGUGGCAAGUGGGCCUGGGUUUAUUAUGGAAGAGUUGUCCCUAAAACCUGACAUGGAGGAUGACUUCAUAGAUGAGAGCGACCGUGCAUCAGAAUAA
Saccharomycopsis crataegensis is the source of this 1032-nucleotide messenger RNA. RefSeq lists its product as uncharacterized. Bases 1 to 1032 code for a protein of 343 amino acids. The transcript is spliced from 3 exons. Lineage: Eukaryota; Fungi; Ascomycota; Saccharomycetes; Ascoideales; Saccharomycopsidaceae. The record is from RefSeq and is a predicted model, not a curated record.